AUGUCUCAACAAUACGCUCUGUUCCUUUUCGUCUUCGCUGUUUCUCUUUCUGGAAGCCUCCAGCAGGCCAAUUGCCCUGAGGAUAAGUACGGGCUCAACAGCACCAUGAGAGAAGAGUUGUACAAAGGUCUCAAGCCUAUGAUGAAAUCUGGGCAGCUGGAAUACAAAUGCGAAUUCGAAAUAGCCGCCGGAUUGAUCCUGGAGGAUCCCUACAAGGACUUCGAGUUCACGCAAAAAACCAAUACGUACCCGAUCUUCUUUGAAGUUGAAGCGAAGGACGGUGACACCCCCUCUAGCCUGGACGAAGCUGCCCUCAAAUUCUGGAAUCAGUACAUUUCUGGACUGAGCUCUUCAAGAAAAGCUGCCGGAUGCAGCUACCUGCUCCAGUGGGGAUACCACAAAUUCUGUUGCCUCUUCGACGACAAGGCGUAA
Necator americanus (New World hookworm) is the source of this 432-nucleotide messenger RNA. RefSeq lists its product as uncharacterized. Lineage: Eukaryota; Metazoa; Nematoda; Chromadorea; Rhabditida; Ancylostomatidae. The transcript has 5 exons. The record is from RefSeq and is a predicted model, not a curated record. Bases 1 to 432 code for a protein of 143 amino acids.